AUGGGACAAAGACGAGGAAUCGUAUGGUGGGUGGCCUUCCGCUUUUCUGUGAUGCUGAGCUGCGCCGUGCGGGUUUCAGCUCAGAUCAAAUAUUCAAUUCCAGAGGAAGUAAAGGUGGGAUCUAUUGUUGGAAAUGUCGCCAAGGACCUAGGACUGGACAUCAGCUCAUUGGAAGAAAGGCGUUUUCGUAUUGUCUCAGGAACCGAAGAUGCUCUCUUUAAAGUACAUCAGAACAAUGGAGUGUUGUUUGUGCAUAAAAACAUCGACAGAGAGAAGCUCUGUGAGAGCGUUUCAUCGUGUUUGAUAAACCUGAAAAUGGUCGCAGAGAACCCAAUGGAAAUACAUUAUGUGGCUGUAGAAAUCCUUGAUGUAAAUGAUAACGCACCGAGCUUUCAGGAGGAUGAAAAAAUACUAGAAAUUCCAGAGUCCAUUGUUCCCGGUAAACGCUUCCAGUUACCAACUGCUCGCGAUCCCGACGUUGGCACUAAUUCAUUCCAAGUUGUUGCGUCAGAUUCUGGAACUCCGUCACUAAGCAGCAACGUCACUGUGAACGUGUUUAUUCUGGAUCAGAACGACAACGCUCCAGUCAUCCUGUAUCCAGUCAGCUCCAACGGUUCUGCUCAAGGUGUGGAGGAGAUUCCCCGCAAUGUGAACGCAGGAUACGUGGUGACUAAAGUCAGAGCCUAUGACGCUGAUAUAGGAUAUAACGGCUGGUUACUCUUUUCACUGCAGGAAGUCACUGAACACAGUCUCUUUACUUUGGACCGCUAUACAGGACAGAUCAAAACACUUCGCCCAUUCACAGAGACAGACGAGGCUGAGCAUAAACUGGUCAUACUGGUCAAAGACAAUGGGAACGUUUCACUCUCAGCAACAGCUACUGUCAUUGUCAAAGUUGUGGAGCCCAAAGAAGCUUUUGCAGCUUCUGAUGUUAAAAGUUCAGCAAAAGCAGAUGAGGACACUAAUGUGACUUUUUACCUGAUGAUAACUUUGGGCUCAGUUUCAGCUCUUUUUCUCAUCAGUAUCAUUGUGUUGAUUGCAAUGCAGUGUUCAAAGACCACAGAAUAUACUUCUAAAUAUCUACAAGAGGCUAAUUAUGAUGGAACACUGUGCCACAGCAUCCAGUACAGAUCUGGCGACAAACGGAGAGGAACAUCUGGAGAGUUCCAAGUUGUUGCGUCAGAUUCUGGAACUCCGUCACUGAGCAGCAACGUCACAGUGAACGUGUUCAUUCUGGAUCAGAACGACAACGCUCCAGUCAUCCUGUAUCCAGUCAGCUCGAACGGUUCUGCUGAAGGUGUGGAGGAGAUUCCCCGCAAUGUGAACGCAGGAUACGUGGUGACUAAAGUCAGAGCCUAUGACGCUGAUAUAGGAUAUAACGGCUGGUUACUGUUUUCACUGCAGGAAGUCACUGAACACAGUCUCUUUACGUUGGACCGCUAUACAGGACAGAUCAAAACACUUCGUCCAUUCACAGAGACAGACGAGGCUGAGCAUAAACUGGUCAUACUGGUCAAAGACAAUGGGAACGUUUCACUCUCAGUAACAGCUACUGUCAUUGUCAAAGUUGUGGAGCCCAAAGAAGCUUUUGCAGCUUCUGAUGUUAAAAGUUCAACAAAAGCAGAUGAGGACACUAAUGUGACUUUUUACCUGAUGAUAACUUUGGGCUCAGUUUCCGCUCUUUUUCUCAUCAGUAUCAUUGUGUUGAUUGCAAUGCAGUGUUCAAAGACCACAGAAUAUACUUCUAAAUAUCUACAAGAGGCUAAUUAUGAUGGAACACUGUGCCACAGCAUCCAGUACAGGUCUGGAGACAAACGGUACAUGUUAGUUGGACCCAGGAUGAGUAUAGGAUCUACUAUAGUCCCAGGAAGUCAUGCAAAUACAUUGGUUUUACCUGACAGGAGAGGAACAUCUGGGGAGGUAAGAGCUUAA
Molecule: messenger RNA, 1932 nt
Organism: Solea solea (common sole)
Lineage: Eukaryota; Metazoa; Chordata; Actinopteri; Pleuronectiformes; Soleidae
Product: protocadherin beta-5-like
Exons: 4
Coding region: 1-1932 (643 amino acids)
Biological process (GO): homophilic cell-cell adhesion
Cellular component (GO): plasma membrane
Molecular function (GO): calcium ion binding
Source: RefSeq, a predicted model, not a curated record